CGUUGACAAUGCCCCUGACAUCUGCUUUUCCGAGAGUUCGUACAAGAAAACCCCCGCUUGCGCCUAUCUCUCAUGAUCCAAGCACCCGACCGACAUGGCUGGCCGGGAGCCGUUCCCGCGCCAACCCCAGCGUCCAAAUCCGGUCAUUUGACACGGUCUUCCCUUCUUCUCCUCAGAAGAAACGUCCCAAAACACCCGCAACCAUCAAGACAAUACACGCGCAUGCCUAAUUAUACCACCUUCCACCUCCUCCUCCAUUGGAGCACCUUUGCUUCCCACCAUUCCUGGCCUCACCCAGAGCUCGCUCUUCUUGCCUCGAGGACCCCUCGCUCGUGCGCUAGCUAGCUAGCUCGAUCGGUCAGCGCACGUCCGGCAUUCUUCCUGGAUCGGUCGAGCGAGCUAAAUGGUCAAGGAAGUGCCAAUGCCGCUGCGGUGGCGGCGGCGGUGGCGAGUACACUUGUUAGCCGCCGUGGUCGUCAUUCUCGCCGUCGCCACGGCCACGCGGGCGCAGGAUUACAAUAACGGCGGUGGCGGCGACGACGACGACGACGAGGAAAAGGAGAAGCCGCAGUUCAAGGCGCAGGAGGCGUGCAACGGCGCGUUCCUGUCCUACACGUUCGUGGAGCGCGCCAAGGAGUUCCCGCACCUGAAGAACGCGACGGCGCAGGCGUACGCGUUCAAGGCGCAGGCCACGGUGCUCAACGCCAUGACGGACGACCUCAAGGCGUGGCAGAUGUUCGUCGGGUUCCAGCACAGGGAGAUCCUCGUGUCCGUCGGCGGCGCCGUGCUCCUCGACGGCACCGACUUCCCCGCCAACGUGUCGGGCGGCGCCACGUUCGCGGGCUACCCGAUGGCCGACCUCCUCAACUCCAUCGACACCGCCGGCGAGAUGUCACUCAUCCAGGCCCAGAUCGACAUCACCGGCACCCAGUUCGGCGUCAAGCCGCCCGGCAAGCCCAUGCCCAAGACCAUCAAGCUCUCAAACCCUGGUUACCGGUGCCCCGCGCCCACCCAUAAAGACAGCGUGAUGUACGUGUGCUGCGUAAAGGACCCCAAGUUCAAGGCGAAGAAGGCCAACAGCACAAAGUACCUGGCGCGGCAGAAGGGCGACCUGACGAUCGCCUACGACGUGCUGCAGUCCUACGGGAACAAGUACACGGCGCAGGUGACCAUCGACAACUGGAGCCCCAUCAGCCGGCUGGACAACUGGAACCUGACCUGGGAGUGGAAGCGCGGCGAGUUCAUCGAGAAGAUGCGCGGCGCGUACACGCUGCUCAAGGAAGGCCCCGCAUGCGUCUACAGCCCGGCGGCGAGCUACUACAAGGACUUCGACUUCACCCCGGUGUACAACUGCGAGAAGCGGCCCGUGAUCGUGGACCUCCCGCCGGAGCGUGAGAAGGACAACGACGUGGGCAACCUGCCAUUCUGCUGCAAGAACGGCACGCUGCUGCCGCCCACCAUGGACGAGUCCAAGUCCCGGGCAAUCUUCCAGCUGACCGUCUACAAGAUGCCCCCCGACCUCAACCGGACGGCGCUGUACCCGCCGCGGAGCUGGCGGAUCGCCGGCAAGCUCAACCCGCACUACGUCUGCGGGCAGCCCAUCCGGGUGAAGCCCAUGGAGUUCCCCGACUCCACGGGCCUCAUGUCGACGACCCCCGCGGUCGCGUCCUGGCAGGUGGCCUGCAACAUCACCCGGCCCAAGAAGCGCGCCUCAAAGUGCUGCGUCUCCUUCUCCGCCUACUACAACGACUCCACGGUGCCCUGCAACACCUGCGCCUGCGGCUGCGGCAACGACGACACGGCCACCUGCGACCCGGACGCGCGCCCGGUCCUGCUCCCCGCCGAGGCCAUGCUCGUGCCGUUCGACAACCGGACGGCAAAAGCCCGGGCGUGGGCCAAGAUCAAGCACUGGCGCGUGCCCAACCCCAUGCCCUGCGCCGACAACUGCGGGCUCAGCAUCAACUGGCACGUCAUGAACAACUACAAGUCCGGCUGGGCGGCGCGGAUGACCAUCUUCAACUGGCAGGACUACACUUUCAAGGACUGGUUCGCCGCCGUCACCAUGGGCAGCCACUACAGCGGAUACGAGAACGUCUACUCUUUCAACGGCACCAGAAUGAAGGCGCCCUUCAGCAACACCAUAUUCAUGCAGGGCCUGCCGGGCCUGGCUUACCUCGAGCCCAUCACUGACGGCAAGACGCCGGAAGACGUGAGGCUGCCCGGGAAGCAGCAGUCGGUCAUCUCCUUCUUGAAGAAGGACGCGCCCAACAUCAACAUCCCCAAAGGGGAAGGCUUUCCCAAGCGGGUGUAUUUUGACGGCGAGGAGUGUGCGCUCCCCGAUACCAUUCCGAAGAUGUCGGCUGCGCACCGGCGGGCCGGGCCAGCAAGCCUCUUGCAGGUUCUCAUUGCGGUGAUGGUCGUGGCGUUUGUGGACUCCUUGUGCUUAUGAUGUGUGAAAACUUCAGGGGAUUGUAUAGGGAUUCUCACUUCAGUUCGGAUGUUCCAAUAGCCCCCAAUUUAGGGAAUUGCACAUGCAGAAUCACAAAACCAUACGGAAAUUAAGCAAGUGAAGAGCCAGAGGCUGGAGAAUAUGGAUAUACAAAGUUCUGAAGAACAAGUAUUCAUCGGUUGAUCCUGAUGUCGAGAUAUGGCCAUGUGGGUUUUAGUGUUUUAUGAGGGCUGCAAGGGGAGGAGGUCUGGGUGGGCAGUUACAUUGUGAGGUUGUUUAUUUUGUUACAUGUAUAUAUGCUCAGUCCACAUAUCGAGUGAUUCUCUCAAAUGUGAGUGGGGGUGUGGCGGCGCGCAUGUGCAACGGAAAAAAUAGAAGCAAUGUAAAUUCUACACUUUGUUUGCUAAUUUUGCAUUUCCUUAAA
Messenger RNA from Brachypodium distachyon (stiff brome), 2873 nucleotides. Its product is annotated as COBRA-like protein 10. The record is from RefSeq and is a predicted model, not a curated record. Gene Ontology annotation, cellular component: membrane. Gene Ontology annotation, biological process: cellulose microfibril organization. Bases 404 to 2449 code for a protein of 681 amino acids. Gene Ontology annotation, molecular function: carbohydrate binding. Lineage: Eukaryota; Viridiplantae; Streptophyta; Magnoliopsida; Poales; Poaceae. The transcript is spliced from 2 exons.